AUGGACGUGGACGUGGACGUGGACGUGGACAUGGGCGUUGACGUGGACAUGGACAUGGACGUGGACGUGGACAUGGACGUGGACGUGGACAUGGACAUGGACGUGGACAUGGACGUGGACAUGGACGUGGACAUGGACGUGGACGUGGACGUGGACGUGGACAUGGACGUGGACGUGGACGUGGACAUGGACGUGGACGUGGACGUGGACAUUGACGUGGACGUGGACGUGGACCUGGACGUAGACGUGGACGUGGACAUGGAGGUGGACGUGGACGUGGAGGACUUAGACGUGGACAUGGACGUGGACGUGGACGUGGACAUGGACGUGGACAUGGACAUGGACGUGGACAUGGACGUGGACGUGGACGUGGACAUCGACGUGGACGUGGACGUGGGCGUGGACGUGGACAUAGACAUGGACGUGGACAUGGACGUGGACGUGGUCAUGGACGUGGACGUGGACGUGGACGAGGACAUGGACGUGGACGUGGAUGUGGAGGAGCUGGACGUGGACAUGGACGUGGACAUGGACGUGGACGUGGACGUGGACGUGGACAUGGAGGUGGACGUGGACGUGGACGUAGACGUGGACGUGAACAUGGACGUGGACAUGGACGUGGAUGUGGACAUGGACGUGGACAUGGACGUGGACAUGGACGUGGACGUGGACGUGGACAUGGACGUGGACAUGGACGUGGACAUGGACGUGGAUGUGGACAUGGACGUGGACGUGGACGUGGACGUGGACGUGGACGUGGACGUGGACGUGGAUGUGGACGUGGACAUGGACGUGGACGUGGAUGUGGACAUGGACCUGGACAUGGACGUGGACAUGGACGUGGACAUGGACGUGGACGUGGAAAUGGACGUGGAUAUGGACGUGGACGUGGACCUGGACGUGGACGUGGACGUGGACGUGGACGUGGACAUGGACGUGGACGUGGUCGUGGUCGUGGAAGUGGACGUGGACAUGGACGUGGUCGUGGUCGUGGACGUAGACGUGGUCGUGGACGUGGACGUGGACGUGGAGGACGUGGACGUGGACGUGGAGGACGUGGACGUGGACGUGGACGUGGAGGACGUGGACGUGGACGUGGACGAGGUUGUGGACGUGGAGGACUUGGACGUGGACAUGGACGUGAACGUGGACGUGGACGUGGACAUGGUCGUGGACGUGGACGUGGACGUUGAUGUGGACAUGGACGUGGACGUGGACAUGGACGUGGACAUGGACGUGGACAUGGACGUGGACGUGGACGUGGACGUGGACGUGGACGUGAACAUGGACGUGGACGUGGACAUGGACGUGGACGUGGACGUGGACAUGGACGUGGACGUGGACGUGGACGUGGACAUGGACGUGGACAUGGACGUGGACGUGGACGUGGACGUGGACAUAGACGUGGACGUGGACGUGGACAUGGACGUGGACGUGGACAUAGACGUGGACGUGGACGUCCACGUGGACAUAGACGUGGACAUGGACGUGGACGUGGACGUGGACGUGGACAUCGACGUGGACGUGGACGUGGGCGUGGACGUGGACAUGGAGUUGGACGUUGACGUGGACAUGGACGUGGAUGUGGACGUGGACGUGGACAUGGACGUGAACAUGGACAUGGACAUGGACCUGGACGUGGACGUGGACGUGGACGUGGACAUGGACAUGGACGUGGACGUGGACGUGGUCGUGGAAGUGGACGUGGACAUGGAUGUGGUCGUGGUCGUGGACGUAGACGUGGUCGUGGACGUAGACGUGGACGUGGAGGACGUGGACGUGGACGUGGAGGACGUGGACGUGGACGUGGACGAGGUUGUGGACGUGGAGGACUUGGACGUGGACAUGGACGUGGACGUGGACGUGGACGUGGACAUGGUCGUGGAUGUGGACGUGGACGUUGAUGUGGACAUGGACGUGGACGUGGACAUGGACGUGGACAUGGACGUGGACAUGGACGUGGACGUAGACGUGGACGUGGACAUGGACGUGGACGUGGACAUGGACGUGGACGUGGACGUGGACAUGGACGUGGACGUGGACGUGGACGUGGACAUGGACAUGGACGUGGACGUGGACAUGGACAUGGACGUGAACGUGGACGUGGACGUGGAUAUGGACGUGGACGUGGACGUCGACGUGGACAUGGACGUGGACAUGGACAUGGACGUGGACGUGGACGUGGACGUGGACAUGGACGUGAACAUGGACAUGGACAUGGACCUGGACGUGGACGUGGACGUGGACGUGGACAUGGACAUGGACGUGGACGUGGACGUGGUCGUGGAAGUGGACGUGGACAUGGAUGUGGUCGUGGUCGUGGACGUAGACGUGGUCGUGGACGUGGACGUGGACGUGGAGGACGUGGACGUGGACGUGGAGGACGUGGACGUGGACGUGGACGGGGUUGUGGACGUGGAGGACUUGGACGUGGACAUGGACGUGGACGUGGACGUGGACGUGGACAUGGUCGUGGAUGUGGACGUGGACGUUGAUGUGGACAUGGACGUGGACGUGGACGUGGACGUGGACAUGGACGUGGACAUGGACGUGGACGUAGACGUGGACGUGGACAUGGACGUGGACGUGGACAUGGACGUGGACGUGGACGUGGACAUGGACGUGGAUGUGGACGUGGACGUGGACAUGGACAUGGACGUGGACGUGGACGUGGACAUGGACGUGGACGUGGACGUGGACGUGGACGUGGACGUGGACGUCGACGUGGACGUGGACGUGGACAUGGACGUGGACGUGGACGUGGGCGUGGACGUCGACAUGGACAUGGACGUGGGCGUGGACGUCGACAUGGACAUGGACGUGGACGUGGACAUGGACGUGGACGUGGACAUGGACGUGGACGUGGACAUGGACGUGGACAUGGACGUGGACAUGGAAGUGGACGUGGACGUGGACGUGGACGUGGACAUGGACGUGGACGUAGACGUGGACGUGGACAUGGACGUGGACGUGGACAUGGACGUGGACGUGGACGUGGACAUGGACGUGGACGUGGACGUGGACGUGGACAUGGACAUGGACGUGGACGUGGACAUGGACAUGGACGUGAACGUGGACGUGGACGUGGAUAUGGACGUGGACGUGGACGUCGACGUGGACAUGGACGUGGACAUGGACAUGGACGUGGACGUGGACGUGGACGUGGACAUGGACGUGAACAUGGACAUGGACAUGGACCUGGACGUGGACGUGGACGUGGACGUGGACAUGGACAUGGACGUGGACGUGGACGUGGUCGUGGAAGUGGACGUGGACAUGGAUGUGGUCGUGGUCGUGGACGUAGACGUGGUCGUGGACGUGGACGUGGACGUGGAGGACGUGGACGUGGACGUGGAGGACGUGGACGUGGACGUGGACGGGGUUGUGGACGUGGACGUAGACGUGGACGUGGACAUGGACGUGGACGUGGACAUGGACGUGGACGUGGACGUGGACAUGGACGUGGAUGUGGACGUGGACGUGGACAUGGACAUGGACGUGGACGUGGACGUGGACAUGGACGUGGACGUGGACGUGGACGUGGACGUGGACGUGGACGUCGACGUGGACGUGGACGUGGACAUGGACGUGGACGUGGACGUGGGCGUGGACGUCGACAUGGACAUGGACGUGGGCGUGGACGUCGACAUGGACAUGGACGUGGACGUGGACAUGGACGUGGACGUGGACAUGGACGUGGACGUGGACAUGGACGUGGACAUGGACGUGGACAUGGAAGUGGACGUGGACGUGGACGUGGACGUGGACAUGGACGUGGACGUGGACGUGGACAUGGACGUGGACGUGGACAUGGAUAUGGACGUGGACGUGGACGUGGACGUGGACCUGGACGUGGACGUGGACAUGGACGUGGACGUGGACGUGGAUGUGGAGGACUUGGACGUGGACAUGGACGUGGACGUGGACGUGAACAUGGACGUGGACGUGGAUAUGGACGUAGACAUGGACGUAGACGUGGACGUGGACGUGGGCGUGGACGUGGACAUCGACGUGGACGUGGACGUGGACAUGGACAUGGACGUGGACGUGGACGUGGACGUGGACAUCGACGAGGACGUGGACGUGGGCGUGGACGUGGUCAUGGACAUGGACGUGGACGUGGACAUGGACGUGGACGUGGACAUGGACGUGGACGUGGACGUGAACGUGGACAUGGACGUGGACGUGGACAUGGACGUGGACAUGGACGUGGACGUGGAGAUAGACGUGGACAUGGACGUGGACAUGGACGUGGACGUGGACGUGGACAUGGACGUGGACAUGGACGUGGACAUGGACGUGGACGUGGACAUGGACGUGGACGUGGACGUGGACGUGGACAUGGACGUGGACGUGGACGUGGACGUGGAUGUGGACGUGGACAUGGACGUGGACGUGGACUUGGACAUGGACGUGGACAUGGACGUGGACAUGGACGUGGACAUGGACAUGGACGUGGACAUGGACGUAGACGUGGACGUGGACGUGGACGUGGACGUGGACGUGGACGUGGACCUGGACAUGGACACGUGUCGUGGACGUAGACGUGGACGUGGACGUGGACGUGGACGUGGAUUGGACGUGGACAUAGACGUGGACGUGGACGUGGACGUGGACGAGGACAUGGACAUAGACGUGGACGUGGACGUGGACGUGGACGUGGACAUGGUCGUGGAUGUGGACAUGGACAUGGACAUGGACCUGGACAUGGACGUGGACAUGCACAUGGACGUGGACGUGGACAUGGACGUGGACAUGGACGUGGACGUGGACGUGGACAUGGACAUGGACAUGGACGUGGACGUGGACGUGUACAUGGACGUGGACAUGGACGUGGACGUGGACGUGGACAUGGACAUGGACGUGGAUGUGGACGUGAACGUGGACAUGGACGUGGACAUGGACGUGGACAUGGACGUGGACAUGGACGUGGACAUGGACGUGGACAUGGACCGUGGACAUGGACGUGGACGUGGACACGUGGACGUGGACGUGGACGUGGACGUGGACAUGGACGUGGACGUGGACGUGGACGUGGACAUGGACCUGGACGUGGACGUGGACGUGGACGUGGACGUAGACGUGGUCGUGGAAGUGGACGUGGACAUGGACGUGGUCGUGGUCGUAGACGUAGACGUGGUCGUGGACGUGGACGUGGACGUGGAGGACGUGGACGUGGACGUGGAGGACGUGGACAUGGACGUGGACGAGGUUGUGGACGUGGAGGACUUGGACGUGGACAUGUACGUGGACGUGGACGUGGACGUGGACAUGGUCGUGGACGUGGACGUGGACGUUGAUGUGGACAUGGACGUGGACAUGGACGUGGACAUGGACGUGGACAUAGACGUGGACGUGGACGUGGACAUGGACGUGGACGUGGACGUGGACAUGGACGUGGACGUGGACGUGGACAUGGACGUAGACGUGGACGUGGACGUGGACAUGGACGUGGACGUGGACGUGGACGUGGACAUGGACGUGGACGUGGACGUGGACAUGGACGUGGACGUGGACGUCGACGUGGACAUGGACGUGGACAUGGACGUCGACGUAGACAUGGACGUGGACAUGGACAUGGACGUGGACGUGGACAUGGACAUGGACGUGGCGUGGACGUGGACACGUGUCGUGGACGUAGACGUGGACGUGGACGUGGACGUGGACGUGGACGUGGACGUGGAGAUGGACAUGGACAUGGACAUGGACGUGGACGUGGACGUGGACGUGGACGUGGACAUGGACGUGGACGUGGAAGUGGACGUGGACAUAGACGUGGACGUGGACGUGGACGUGGACGAGGACAUGGACAUAGACGUGGACGUGGACGUGGACGUGGACAUGGUCAUGGAUGUGGACAUGGACAUGGACAUGGACCUGGACAUGGACGUGGACAUGCACAUGGACGUGGACGUGGACAUGGACGUGGACAUGGACGUGGACGUGGACGUGGACAUGGACAUGGACAUGGACGUGGACGUGGACGUGUACAUGGACGUGGACAUGGACGUGGACGUGGACGUGGACAUGGACAUGGACGUGGACGUGGACGUGAACGUGGACAUGGACGUGGACAUGGACGUGGACAUGGACGUGGACAUGGACGUGGACGUGGACGUGGACGUGGACAUGGACAUGGACGUGGACGUGGACAUGGACGUGGACGUGGACGUGGACGUGGACGUGGACGUGGACAUGGACGUGGACGUGGACGUGGACAUGGACGUGGACAUGGACGUGGACAUGGACAUGGACGUGGACGUGGACGUGGACAUGGACAUGGACGUGGACGUGGACAUGGACGUGGACGUGGACGUGGACGUGGACGUGGACGUGGACAUGGACGUGGACGUGGACGUGGACAUGGACGUGGACAUGGACGUGGACGUGGACAUGGACGUGGACAUGGACGUGGACAUGGAAGUGGACGUGGACGUGGACGUGGACGUGGACAUGGACGUGGACGUGGACGUGGACAUGGACGUGGACGUGGACAUGGAUAUGGACGUGGACGUGGACGUGGACGUGGACCUGGACGUGGACGUGGACAUGGACGUGGACGUGGACGUGGAUGUGGAGGACUUGGACGUGGACAUGGACGUGGACGUGGACGUGAACAUGGACGUGGACGUGGAUAUGGACGUAGACAUGGACGUAGACGUGGACGUGGACGUGGGCGUGGACGUGGACAUCGACGUGGACGUGGACGUGGACAUGGACAUGGACGUGGACGUGGACGUGGACGUGGACAUCGACGAGGACGUGGACGUGGGCGUGGACGUGGUCAUGGACAUGGACGUGGACGUGGACAUGGACGUGGACGUGGACAUGGACGUGGACGUGGACGUGAACGUGGACAUGGACGUGGACGUGGACAUGGACGUGGACAUGGACGUGGACGUGGAGAUAGACGUGGACAUGGACGUGGACAUGGACGUGGACGUGGACGUGGACAUGGACGUGGACAUGGACGUGGACAUGGACGUGGACGUGGACAUGGACGUGGACGUGGACGUGGACGUGGACAUGGACGUGGACGUGGACGUGGACGUGGAUGUGGACGUGGACAUGGACGUGGACGUGGACUUGGACAUGGACGUGGACAUGGACGUGGACAUGGACGUGGACAUGGACAUGGACGUGGACAUGGACGUAGACGUGGACGUGGACGUGGACGUGGACGUGGACGUGGACGUGGACCUGGACAUGGACGUGGCGUGGACGUAG
Molecule: messenger RNA, 7227 nt
Organism: Closterium sp. NIES-65
Lineage: Eukaryota; Viridiplantae; Streptophyta; Zygnematophyceae; Desmidiales; Closteriaceae
Source: the annotation of a GenBank genome assembly